Messenger RNA from Rhizopus microsporus ATCC 52813, 1155 nucleotides. RefSeq lists its product as uncharacterized. The coding region runs from base 16 to 942 and encodes 308 amino acids. The transcript has 3 exons. Lineage: Eukaryota; Fungi; Mucoromycota; Mucoromycetes; Mucorales; Rhizopodaceae. The record is from RefSeq and is a predicted model, not a curated record.
UAUUAUUUAUAAAGAAUGAAUUCAGUUUGCCCUAUUUUAAAUGAUGGAACACAGAAUAUAGAAUGGAUCUAUAACAUAUUUGGACAGUGUGUUUAUGGAUGGCAAGAAUCCAUUAGUGUCCUAUUGGGAUACCUAUCCAUUUUUUGUUGGCUCAAUGCACAAAUGCCUCAAGUGAUAAAAAACUAUAAGCUGCGUGAUGCUGAGGGACUUAGCUUUAGCUUCCUCACUGUUUGGCUUAUUGGAGAUGUUGCCAAUUUUAUUGGAUGCGUUAUCACAGGUCAAUUGCCAUUUCAGCUCUACUUAUCCAUUUACUAUACCAUCAUUGAUACUAUCCUCUGCGGCCAGUGGUUAUACUAUGUUAAAUAUACCGACAAUCGUCUUAGACGCUGGUUUGAUCAAACAGAUGAACCCAAGCUGAAUAUAUAUCCAACUUUUAGCCAAGGCAUUGCCAGAAAAGAAAAUUUGAAUGAAACCAGUUCUCUGUUGUCAUCCACAUCCAAGCAAAAGAAUUAUGUCACCAUGAUGGUUCUGGCUGGAUUUUACUAUACCUUAAACGAUAACAACAAGAGCAGCUUUGUCACUCAGAAUGAAGACUCGUUUAUUUUCACUCAGGACAAUACUAUCUGGAUUGGUAGAUUCUUUGCUUGGCUAUGUACCUUUCUCUAUUUAUCAUCAAGGAUACCACAAAUUUAUCAAAAUUUUCGUCGUCGAUCUGUUGAAGGAUUAUCCAUGGCUCUCUUCUUUUUUGCUGCCAUGGGAAAUUUAACUUAUGUUCUCAGUAUCUUUACGAACCCACAUAAAACUCGUGCAACCAUGUUAGAAGCUGUACCAUAUAUUAUCGGAAGUGCUGGUACUCUCAUGUUUGAUGCAACCAUCUUUUGUCAAUACGCUUUGUUUAGUCAAGCCAACAAAAGAAAUCAACCAUUAGAGAUUGAUGUAUAAAACGAUUUCUUGUAAAUAUUAUAAAUAGACAUUGAUACCCCCCUCCUCUUCCUCCUUUUUGCAAGACAUAUAUUCCCCUUUUUUUAAAUUAAACAUUAUUUAAUAAAAACUCACUACAAAAAAAUUAGCAAAAAAGAAACCAGAAAGGAACUUAUCUUCGAACAGAACCACUAUUUCGCUGAUGGUAUAAAGUUUCCAAUUCUGCUUCAAGUG